This is a messenger RNA of Guyanagaster necrorhizus, 1492 nucleotides long. RefSeq lists its product as uncharacterized. The transcript has 13 exons. Bases 385 to 1293 code for a protein of 302 amino acids. Lineage: Eukaryota; Fungi; Basidiomycota; Agaricomycetes; Agaricales; Physalacriaceae. The record is from RefSeq and is a predicted model, not a curated record.
AUCUGCAAUAUGCAAUGCUCAUGCGAAUAGUCACAUUAUGUCUAGACCAGCACCUUCAACCAUCUUCAUUCAAGCAACUAUAAUGUUCGAAUAUAUAUCUUCGUCUCAACUGGUAGACAAGGUACUCUAUCAAAGCGCUCCACUGAUUGGAUCAGAUCGCUUCACCACUGUCUGCAAUAAUUCUAUUGUCGUGCUCUCCGCUGUGAGACUCCCUGAAUCGACUCGCUCUGGCUAAAUCGCAUUAGCGGGACCGUACCCAUGGUUCCGAUCAUCGAGCUCCACAGAUGCAUCAUCUAUCACAUUUGGUACUUGGGUAUUUUGAUCUCCCCAAAUACAUAAAGACAACCGUGCCUCUCCAAUCCUGCUCCUUUAUCCUCCCUUCUCAUGGACUCCACGAACGGAAGUCUUGAGUCCAUCGAGACUGCAUUCCAGCACACGAGGCUCGUUGGGUAUAUGGACGUAUCAAGCGUCGCGCUGCUCUUAUAUGAUUACACUCUCACGCUCUCACUGGAAGUCGACCUGGUGUGGUGUGCUCCUUGGAGUCUUCUGAAGCUAUUUUACAUCGUGCAGCGGUAUCUACCCUUUUUCGAUACCGCCUUCCUCGUCCUCUACCAUCAAUUCGCCCCAGAACUCAGUAUACGCUAUUGUCAGAUCAGUCACAGCAUGAGUGGUUGGAUGUUCACCACCGGAAUCGCUAUCUCAGAAGUGAUCCUCACGGCUCGCGUCUGGGCCGUCUGGGAAUGCAACAAAAAACUAACAUUCGGUCUUCCUGUGUUUUUUCUGCUAUGCUGGGCGCCAAAUUUUGCCAUGAUGGGUGUAUUUCUCAAGUCUAUGAAGUUCGGCCCAGCACCUCUCCCAAGCCUAGGUUGCUUUGUGACUACGAGUGAUGACAUACUAUAUUUGUGUUGGACGUGCCUGAUGAUCUACGAUACUGGGAUGCUGCUUUUGAUGCUCGUAGCGGGCGUGAGAGCCUAUAAGACAGGCGGGGAUUCGGCACUGUUUAAUGUGGUAUUUCGAGAUGGUGUGAUGUAUUAUGCAUACCUGUUCGUUAUAUCUGUUAUCAACGUCGCAAUGAUUCUUAGUCUACCGCGUGACCUUGUUCAUCUUCUGUCGUCUGCCGAGCGUGUUAUUCACGCACUCCUUACAAGCCGAGUCGUAUUAGACAUACGGGCACAGGGCAAACGGACAGAGAUCGACCAGAUGAUGUGCCUGGAGACACGAUCCUCUGACGAUUGCACGAGCGUGGGGGUGUGGGUGACACAGACGACCAGAGUAUACUCCGACAGCGUUUAAAAUGGGGAUGGCGACGCACAAAUUGGAAUGGCGUUAUGAUCAUGAAACAGGACUUCACAGUCACAAAAGUGUUACCGAUAUUAGAUGUUGACAGUGGCCCAGAAUGCUUCGGAUGUCCUGCUACCCAAGUGUUCGGGUGCCUCGCUGGCUAGGCCCUGCUGUUCAUUUGUGAUAGAUUCGGUAACAAGUCUACUUCAGC